AACAGAGUCAUCGUUCUUCUGUGCAGUCAGAAAACAAAAAUGAAGACAAUUAUUUUGACACUUUUGGUGCUCAACUUGAUUAUCCAAUGUCAAUCUGAAAGUCAAAGCUAUAGUCAAAACGGAAAGGGCUCAGAUGGAACUUCUAACAACUGGAGGAAUAAAAUGAAGCAUCCAGUUCCUGCAUUUCAACCAGGCCAAUGCCCAGUGUUUAACUCCGACUGGCCCUGUCCUCCUUUAUUCAGAUUUUUAAAUACAUCAAAAUGGAACUGUAGUGUGGAUUCAGACUGUGACCCAGGUGUGCCCUGCUGUCAAUCUCCUUGUGGAAAACACUGCAUCUCACAUGCUAUCUUAAAAGAAGUCGGAGAAGAAAUGAAAAAAGUGCUUUCUACAUUUGCACCAGGCCAGUGCCCGACAUUUAAUCCAAGCUUGACCUGUCCACCUGAGUACAAAAAUAACAACUUUAAGAAACUUAACUGCAAAGUGGAUUCUGAUUGUAAGUCUCGUGUACGAUGCUGCAAUACUCCUUGUGGUCUGAUGUGCAUCCCACAUCCUUCUUUGUUAAGUAAGUCAUAUGAGUUAAGCUAUGGAACAAUCUUAAACUGCAAAACUAUCCUAUCGUGA
Messenger RNA from Protopterus annectens (West African lungfish), 621 nucleotides. Its product is annotated as whey acidic protein-like. The transcript is spliced from 3 exons. Lineage: Eukaryota; Metazoa; Chordata; Ceratodontiformes; Protopteridae. Gene Ontology annotation, cellular component: extracellular region. Gene Ontology annotation, molecular function: peptidase inhibitor activity. The coding region runs from base 40 to 621 and encodes 193 amino acids. The record is from RefSeq and is a predicted model, not a curated record.